Molecule: messenger RNA, 1661 nt
Organism: Bufo gargarizans (Asiatic toad)
Lineage: Eukaryota; Metazoa; Chordata; Amphibia; Anura; Bufonidae
Gene: CITED2
Product: Cbp/p300 interacting transactivator with Glu/Asp rich carboxy-terminal domain 2
Exons: 2
Coding region: 187-888 (233 amino acids)
Biological process (GO): regulation of DNA-templated transcription; sex determination; left/right pattern formation
Cellular component (GO): nucleus
Source: RefSeq, a predicted model, not a curated record
AAGCCCAGCUCAUUGUUGGCGAGUGCCGCUGCCUCUCGCUGAGCAGUGAGGGAAGCGUCGGCUCUGCAGCAGGAUCGCAUUACACAGGCUGACACAAAAGGCAGAGCUGCCGGAUCCACCUAUCUGCCGGGAUCCAGCCCCUGAUCCCCUCCGAGCAGCAGUUUAGGAUCACUCCCGGGGUGUGCAAUGGCAGACCAUAUGAUGGCAAUGAAUCAUGGCCGGUUUCCAGAUGGAACGAAUGGUCUUCACCACCACCCUGCUCAUCGGAUGGCAAUGGGUCAAUUUCCAAAUCCUCCCCAUCAGCAGCAGCAGCAACAACAGCAGCAACUUGCCUUUAACAGCCUGAUGGGAGAACACAUGCACUACAGCACGGGGAAUAUGAACUCCAACAAUGGUAUCAGGCACGCCAUGGUGGCCGGGAAUGUAAACGGUGGGCAUCCUAAUGGCAGUAUGGCACCGGCUGCGAGGUUUAACAAUUCACAGUUUAUGGGACCUCACGUUACAAAUCAAGGAGCUCAGCUUACGGCUAGUAUGCAGCUCCAGAAGCUGAACAACCAAUAUUUUACCCAUCAUCCUUACCAACACCACUAUAUGCCGGACUUGCAUCCUGCAAAUCAUCAGAUAAAUGGGACAAACCAGCAUUUCAGAGACUGCAAUCCAAAGCACAGCACUGGCAUGCCUCCGUCGGUGAGCCACGUCCCUGCAGCAAUGCUGCCUCCUAGUGUUAUAGACACUGACUUCAUAGACGAGGAAGUUCUCAUGUCCUUGGUGAUAGAAAUGGGGUUGGAUCGUAUAAAAGAACUACCAGAGCUGUGGCUGGGACAGAAUGAAUUUGAUUUUAUGACAGACUUUGUUUGCAAACAGCAGCCCAACAGAGUGAGCUGUUAGGCCUGGAGUGAAAAAUACAAAGGACUUUGAACAUUCCUCCUUGGACAUUGAAUCUUGCUUCCAGAGUCCACUAUUAAUCUGUACAGAAUAUAUAUAUUUUUCCUUUUGAUUCCUGCAUUUUUAUUCCUCAUUUCCCACCCCUCCUCCCUACCCCACUGCCUUGUUAAAUGAGCCACUAUUUAUGCAGAUAGUGUUUCAGCAGAUUUUUGUCUCGGUCUCGUCGUCCAUGUACGGUGUUUUUGACGAAGUCCAUUUCAGUUUAUUUCUUUGGACUGCAUCAACAGGAGAGAAAAUUGUUGGUUGCAUGAACCUUGACAGCAGGUCUCGUGCUGCACUAAUGCUGCCAUCUUGCUUCAGUUAAUCUAUGCAUUGCUGUGCACCAUUUUAGACUUUUUUUUUUUUGUUUGUUUUUUUUACUGGAAGUUUUAACAUGUGGGCCAUGCCUUGCUGGAUUAGGAGAAGUCCUACGGUUUAAUUUUUAUUUUUGUGACCCGUGUUUCACUCGUGUACAUAUGACAAUAAGGGUGGAAUGUAAUCAGUGUAAAACAUUUCACAAAUGCGUUUUUUUUAUUUUUUCCCCUAAAAAAAUGUUUGACACUGUGCUAAUAUAGUUAAUUUAGUUCAUGGAAAAUACUACUGUGUUGAAAAGCUUUUUAGGAAAUUUUGACAGUAUUUUUGUAUUAAACUUUUUUUUUUUUUUGAGAAAAUACUUGUUAAUUUAUUCUAUUUUAAUUUGCCAAUGUCAAUAAAGAGCUGCAACGUGCACUAUUCUA